UGCCGGCUUUCAAAAUCCUCCUCCUCCGCCAUCAUCUGCCGCGGAUCGUGGGGCAGGUGGCGUGGGAACGGAGAGAGGCAAGGAUCUCCGCGAGUGAGAACGGACCGGCGGACCCGGCUGCGGUGAGCACACCGGACCCCACGCGGACCCUCGAGGCGUCCGCGCCCAGAGGACGCGCGCCAUCCGGUCGCCCCACGCGGCCGCGCCGCCUGUUUACGUUUGCAGAUCUCCAGGGGAUCCCAACACCGUUACCAACAUGGCCUCUGAAGACAUUGCCAAACUGGCAGAGACCCUGGCCAAAACCCAAGUAGCCGGAGGACAGCUGAGUUUUAAGGGCAAGAGCCUCAAACUGAAUACUGCAGAAGAUGCAAAAGAUGUGAUUAAGGAGAUUGAAGACUUUGCCGGUCUGGAGGCUUUGCGCUUAGAGGGUAACACAGUAGGUGUGGAAGCUGCCAGAGUCAUCGCCAAGGCCUUGGAGAAGAAGUCAGAGUUGAAGCGAUGCCACUGGAGCGACAUGUUCACUGGGAGGCUUCGGUCUGAGAUCCCACCAGCUCUGAUCGCACUAGGAGAGGGACUCAUCACUGCAGGGGCCCAGCUGGUGGAGCUGGACCUGAGUGACAAUGCAUUUGGGCCUGAUGGCGUGCGAGGCUUUGAGGCCCUCCUCAAGAGCUCAGCCUGCUUCACCCUGCACGAACUCAAACUUAACAACUGCGGCAUGGGCAUUGGUGGUGGCAAGAUCCUGGCUGCAGCUCUAACUGAGUGUCACCGCAAGUCUAGUGCCCAAGGCAAGCCGCUGGCUCUGAAAGUCUUUGUGGCUGGCAGAAACCGCCUGGAGAAUGAUGGAGCCACUGCCUUGGCAGAAGCUUUUGGGAUCAUUGGGACUCUGGAGGAGGUCCACAUGCCGCAGAAUGGGAUCAACCACCCUGGUGUCACGGCCCUGGCCCAGGCAUUCGCCAUCAAUCCCUUGCUGCGGGUCAUCAAUCUGAAUGACAACACCUUCACUGAGAAGGGCGCUGUGGCCAUGGCUGAGACCCUGAAGACCUUGCGGCAGGUGGAGGUGAUCAAUUUCGGGGACUGCCUGGUGCGUUCCAAGGGGGCCAUCGCCAUUGCAGAUGCUGUCCACGGAGGCCUGCCCAAGCUGAAGGAGCUGAACCUGUCAUUCUGUGAAAUCAAGAGAGAUGCUGCUCUAGUUGUGGCUGAGGCCGUGGCCGACAAGGCUGAGCUGGAGAAGCUGGACCUCAAUGGCAACGCCCUGGGAGAAGAAGGCUGUGAGCAGCUUCAGGAGGUGCUAGAUGGCUUCAAUAUGGCCAGAGUGCUGGCAUCUCUCAGUGAUGAUGAGGGGGAAGAUGAUGAGGAUGAGGACGAGGAGGAAGGAGAAGAGGAGGAGGAAGAGGAGGAGGAGGAGGAAGAGGAGGAGGAGGAGGAAGAUGAAGAGGAAGAAGCACAGCAAGGGCAAGGAGAGGCAUCAACUACACCCCCACGGAAGAUUCUGGACCCUAACAGUGGGGAGCCAGCUCCCGUGCUGUCCUCCCCGCCUCCCACAGACUUCUCCACCUUCCUGUCAUUCCCCUCCCCAGAGAAGCUGCUGCGCCUUGGACCCAAGGUCUCUGUCCUGAUAGUCCAGCAGACUGACACCUCUGACCCUGAAAAGGUCGUCUCGGCCUUCCUGAAGGUGGCAUCUGUGUUCAGGGACGAAGCCUUGGUGAGGACAGCAGUGCUGGAUGCCAUAGAUGCCCUCAUGAAGAAGGCCUUCAGCUCCUCAUCCUUCAACUCCAACACCUUCCUCACCAGGCUGCUCAUCCACAUGGGUCUGCUCAAGAGUGAAGACAAGAUCAAGGCUAUUCCCAGCCUAUAUGGACCUCUGAUGGUGCUGAAUCAUGUGGUGCAGCAGGACUACUUCCCCAAGGCCCUGGCACCCUUGUUGCUAGCAUUUGUGACCAAGCCCAAUGGCGCCCUGGAAUCCUGCUCCUUUGCCCGCCACAAUCUGCUGCAGACACUGUACAAGGUCUAGGGUCAAAGCUUCCACUUGUCCCUCAGCCUGCACCAGUGCCUCGGGGGACUUGAAUGAACUGAGCUCCAGCAACAUCCCUCUUGGAUAGGACUCUGACCAGAGGCAGGGAGAAUAUUUGUCUCAUGUGUCGUACUGGUCCCGAUUAUGUGUGUUGGUGUGGUAUUUAUGUAGGUGUGUGCUCCCUGUCAGGAUUUCAGGUUCUCAGCUCUCCCUGCUGGACUGGCAGUGGUCCACUGUGGAGUGCUGGUGCCAGGGGAAAGGGCUGAAAGCUGCUUUGCUAUUAAAUAACUCACUGCCAUCUGGGCUAUAGGACUUGAUGGCUGGUCCAACCCACCUUGCCUUCCUGCUCCACUCCUGGGCUUCAGCAAAGCCUGGGAAGUUGCUCUCAGUGUCCUCUCAGCCCGCCCUCCCUCCAGCUGUCUCUGCACUGUUCAUGCCUGCUGUGCCGGACACUUGGUCUAAGGAACAGAGACUGUCAGGUGGGGCUGUGAGGCUAUCAGAGGGUGAAACUCUGGUCCUAACCCAUGUGGCCCAGAAGAGCAAUCAGGGUGCCACUCCAGAUAGUCUGGGAGUAGGAGUUGCCUGGGCUGUCCUGGCUCCUAGGGCAUCUUGGCAGGCCUAGACCUGUUCUUCAGCCUUGGGAGGGAAGGGCAAGUCCCCAAUUCCUACGCUGUGUGUGGGCUGCUCUUUAAGGAUUUUCUGGGGCAGGAACGAGUAGUGGGGAUUGGGUUGGGCAAGAAACGCCCUGUGACUUCCCUUAGUGGCUAUGUGACUUUCCCUGUGUGUGUGUCUGGGCUGUGCCUGGGAGCUUCAUCAAUAAAAAUCGUCUGUGGUAGCA
Molecule: messenger RNA, 2849 nt
Organism: Nannospalax galili (Upper Galilee mountains blind mole rat)
Lineage: Eukaryota; Metazoa; Chordata; Mammalia; Rodentia; Spalacidae
Gene: Rangap1
Product: Ran GTPase activating protein 1
Exons: 16
Coding region: 257-2011 (584 amino acids)
Biological process (GO): nucleocytoplasmic transport; activation of GTPase activity; signal transduction
Cellular component (GO): cytosol; perinuclear region of cytoplasm; nucleus
Molecular function (GO): small GTPase binding; GTPase activator activity
Source: RefSeq, a predicted model, not a curated record